This is a messenger RNA of Venturia canescens, 3502 nucleotides long. It is a transcript of the gene ttv, whose product is annotated as exostosin glycosyltransferase 1 ttv. The transcript has 8 exons. The coding region runs from base 796 to 2931 and encodes 711 amino acids. Lineage: Eukaryota; Metazoa; Arthropoda; Insecta; Hymenoptera; Ichneumonidae. The record is from RefSeq and is a predicted model, not a curated record. Gene Ontology annotation, molecular function: glycosyltransferase activity. Gene Ontology annotation, cellular component: membrane.
ACAUUUUUUUCUCAUUCGCGUGAUCGAGUAGGCGUUUCUCGUAUCUCGGAUUAUCCGAUAUCCCUCCUAUGUCGCUCGAACGAUUACCCUUAUAAUAUUAACUUCUUUAUUCGUGGAAACAAAUAUGUGCUUGUGUUGGAUUACACCGGCGAGACGUGCCAAGUGUAUUGGAGUAAGAACUAACCUAAAACCGUCACUUACCAAUAGCUCGUAGGUCUCUACAAAUAUUGAAGGAAAAAAAACAAAAAUAAAAAAAUUCGUGAGAAUCCGGAGUGAAAGAAAAUUAGUGAAAGUUGUCGUUUGUGAGUGAUUGAAAGAUGAAUCGUGGGUGUUUUUUCAUCGGCACGCGUUCGAACGCUUGCAAGAUUUGUCGCUAAGUUGAACGACAAGUGUCGCAACGCGAUGGCUCACAAUUCAUUAUUAUUCGCGUUCAACUCUUUCGAACGCACUUCUCACUGAAGCUAUAUUACAUCGACAGAUCCCAUGGACGGUCGACCAAGGACAUCUUACGAUGUCCUGGAAUAAGUCAUCCUCACUCUCUGUCCAAUUAUUCGCAUAAGCAAUACACACAAAAAUGGAGUCAAUUUUAAACUAGUGUUAGAAUUUGAGGAGUGCCGCAGUUGCAAUAAUCGGAGGAUACAAUUGCAAUGGAUCUACAAUCUGCCAAGAAUAUUUCAGAGAUUGUAUCGUAAGAACAAUGUUGGCAAGUGGGGAUAGCUGGGAUACGAUUGUAUAAAAAAAACCUGCACACACUUUUUCACUUGCACGCAGUCAGAGAAACAGGAAAAAGCAAAAAUGCAAGCGAAAAAACGUUAUUUACUGUUAUUCGUGACGUGCGCGUUUCUUGGCUAUUGUUAUUUUGGUGGUUAUAGAUUAAAAAGCAAUAAAGCUCACGAAAAGAAAGCAUUGCCUCACGAACGAUUGCCUCCGUUUAUGAGUAUGACCGAAGAGUUCUAUGACAAGGAUCUUAGGACGUCGAAUCGUCAUCGUAUCGUGAGUGAUCCGCGGCGUGAGUGCAGAAUGGAAACUUGUUUCGACUCAACGAGAUGCAAACAAGGAUUCACUGUUUACGUAUAUCCGGUCGAGGACACGAUAAGUCCUCUUUACCAAAAAAUCCUCAACGUUAUUACGGAGUCUCGUUAUUAUACGAGCGAUCCAACGAGGGCGUGUAUCUUUGUUUUGGCCCUUGACACCCUCGAUCGUGAUCCCUUAUCAGCAGAGUUCGUCCACAAUUUACCCGCGAAAUUAUCGCGCUUGCAACACUGGAACAACGGUAAAAAUCAUCUCGUGUUCAAUCUCUAUUCCGGCACGUGGCCCGAUUACGCCGAAGAAGCUCUGGCCUUCGACCUCGGUUACGCCAUCCUCGCCAAAGCCAGCAUGUCAAUAUUUCAUCUUAGAUCCAAUUUCGACGUUUCCAUUCCUCUCUUUGGCAAACAACAUCCCGAACGCGGUGGCGAACCGGGACAAGCACAGGAAAAUACUUUUCCCAACAACAAAAAAUACGUUGCUGCUUUCAAGGGCAAACGUUACGUCCAUGGUAUCGGAUCCGAAACUCGAAAUGCCCUGUAUCAUUUACACAAUGGCAAGGAUCUCGUUUUCGUCACCACUUGCCGUCAUGGCAAAGCCUGGAGAGAAUUUCAGGACGAACACUGCACUCAGGACAAUCAGGAAUACGACACGUACGAUUAUGAGAUAUUGCUGAUGAAUUCGACGUUUUGUCUCGUACCACGUGGACGGAGAUUAGGUAGUUUUAGAUUUUUGGAGGCUCUCAGAGCGGGAUGCAUUCCAGUAAUAUUGAGCAACGGAUGGGCACUUCCGUUUCACGAAAAAAUCGAUUGGAAGCAGGCUGUAAUAUUCACGGACGAGAGAUUGUUGCUGCAGAUUCCUGACAUCGUUAGAUCCGUUUCGAACACGAAGAUUCUCAAGCUUCGUCAGCAAACGCAAUUUCUUUGGGAGCGAUACUUUUCGUCGAUUGAAAAGAUCAUAUUCACGACUUUUGAGAGUUUGCGCGAACGUCUUUCGUGGGAAGGAACAAGAGACGGACUCGUUUGGAACAUGAGCCCUGGGGCGCUGGCUAUUUUGCCACAAUUCUCCGAUAGCCAACAAGAAUUACCAUUCACGACUAAAGAUCCGGGCAAUACGUUUACUGCCAUCAUUUAUUCACAGUUGGGAUCGACGGCUGUUCUCUACCGGCUGUUACGCAGCCUCUCCAAAAGCAAAUAUUUAGACAAGAUAAUUCUUAUGUGGAAUUCCGACCUUCCGCUGCCGAGAAGACCGCGGUGGCAGGGAAUAAAGGCAACUAUUCACGUCGUCGCUGUAACAGGAAUUUCUCAACGCUUUUAUCCACACCCUCUCAUCAAAACAAGUGCCAUAUUGUCUUUGGACGAAGAUGCUACUCUAAACACCGAUGAAAUCGACUUCGCUUUCGUCGUUUGGCGAUCUUUUCCCGAUCGAAUCGUCGGUUAUCCCGCCAGAUCUCAUUACUGGGACGACUCAAAGCGUUCCUGGGGCUACACGAGCAAAUGGACAAACGAUUACAGCAUAGUUCUCACGGGGGCAGCCUUUUAUCACCGUUAUUAUAAUACAUUGUACACGGAAUUAUUGAGCUCGACGCUGCACAAGACGGUGGAGCAAUCGCAGAAUUGCGAGGACAUUUUGAUGAAUUUUUUGGUCAGUCAUGUGACGCGACGUCCACCGAUCAAGGUUACGCAGCGUAAACUCUACAAAGAAUCCGCAGGGACUGGUAUCAGAUCACCGUGGAACGACCCGGAUCACUUUAUACAGCGGCAAAGCUGCAUGAACACUUUCGUCGCUGUAUUCGGUUACAUGCCCCUUCUCAGAUCCAACAUGAGGCUCGAUCCAGUACUCUUCAAAGAUUCCGUCAGCAAUCUUCGCAAAAAGUAUAGGCAAAUUGAGUUAGUUAAUAAUUAGAAUUGUAUAAAGCAAGAGAGAGAGAGAAUGGGAGAGAGAAUGAGAGAGACAGAGAGAAAGAGAGGGAGAGCGAGGGAGAAAAGGAUGAGGGAGAAAUAAAACGUAAAAAAAUGGCACGUACUCUCGGUUUUUCAACACGUAAUAAUUUAUAUACAAACGAACCGAGUGUUUUCUGGGCUGUCUAAGAUCGAACUGAGAAUGUCGUGCACGAUAUUUACGUGUAUUUGAAAAAAAAAAAACGAAACAUAUGAAACAAAGUGAAAUCAAAAUCCUAUCUUUUCAUCGGUGUGUCGUCCUCCACCCUUCCGUUCGUCCACGUAGCCACUCCGUGAUAUAAUUCUAUCAUUCAUAAUCAUUCCGUCUUUGAAUUCUCAUACAACCUUUCGUACAAAGUCGUUUUUUUCUUCUUUCAUUAUUCCUUUUCUUUUUCUUAGCGCUUUUAUCGCGCUUAUUGUUUUCAGCGACAUUCAUUUCGGUUCGCGUCAUGCCAAUAAAUCAACGUUUCUACGUCGCAUUAUUGUACAUAACAAUCGUUUCAUAGAUAUUAUUAAUAAAAAAUACGAUUAUUUAA